Messenger RNA from Megalobrama amblycephala (Wuchang bream), 2346 nucleotides. RefSeq names its product claudin-4-like. Gene Ontology annotation, cellular component: plasma membrane; bicellular tight junction. Bases 501 to 1616 code for a protein of 371 amino acids. NCBI's taxonomy places the organism in Eukaryota, Metazoa, Chordata, Actinopteri, Cypriniformes, Xenocyprididae. The record is from RefSeq and is a predicted model, not a curated record. The transcript has 2 exons. Gene Ontology annotation, biological process: bicellular tight junction assembly; cell adhesion. Gene Ontology annotation, molecular function: structural molecule activity.
UACCAGGAAUGAUGCCACGAAAGUGUAGUAUUGUCAGUGUAGCAUGGGUUUAGAUUUUAACAGUAGUAAGAAAAGAAAGCUAACCAAAAUAUAAUAUUAUGUGUAUUCAAGAAGCCUUUAAUUUGUCCUGCCAUCAAAACAUCUAGCUCUAUUUUUAGCGUCAUAUUUUUUUGUUUUGAGUCUCAACAAGGCUUGUGAUUGAUACCUACCCAAUCCUUUCGGUUGAUGACUUGGCUCAUUUGUAUUUGUGCGACAUGUUUAUUGUUAAGUUCCUUGUUGAUGCGCAUCUCAUCGAAACUAGCCGCUCUAUCAACAUUCCCUGUUGUGGAAUCUGGUCAGGCUUGAAAAUUCACCUUAACCUGGUUUCAGGUCCUUCCAACUGGGCUCCUCCCUUCGGAGAAAAUCUUAAAACUCUGAAGGUCAGGACCAGAAGUCAUUUCUACGAUUAAGAGAAGAGCGAACACUUUCAAGCAAACAAAGCCAAGCAAACGAGAAAAAAAAUGGUGUCUAUGUGUCGACAGAUCCUGGGCAUGUCCCUAGGCAUUAUUGGUUUCAUAGGAGCUAUUGUGAUUUGUGCCCUUCCUAUGUGGAAGGUGACAGCAUUCAUUGGAGCCAAUAUCGUUACUGCGCAGACCAUCUGGGAGGGCUUGUGGAUGAACUGUGUGAUACAAAGCACAGGACAAAUGCAGUGCAAAAUCUAUGACUCCCUCUUGGCCUUACCUCAGGACUUGCAGGCUGCUCGGGCACUUGUGAUAAUCGCCAUCAUUGUGUGUGUCUUUGGGAUCAUCCUGGGAAUUGCUGGAGGAAAAUGUACAAGCUUUGUCGAGAGGGAAGACACAAAGGCAAAGGUGGCUAUCGCUAGUGGUAUAAUCUUCAUCGUUGCUGGAGUGUUGGUUCUGGUCCCCGUCUGUUGGUCAGCUAACACCAUCAUCAGGGAUUUCUACAAUCCCUUGCUCACAGAUGCCCAAAGAAGGGAGAUUGGGGCUUCUCUCUAUAUUGGAUGGGGUAUGCUGGGCAUGUCCCUAGGCAUGAUUGGUUUCUUGGGAGCUAUUUUGAUUUGUGUCCUUCCUAUGUGGAAGGUGACAGCAUUCAUUGGAGUCAGUAUUGUGACUGCUCAGACCUUCUGGGAGGGCUUGUGGAUGAACUGUGUGAUACAAAGCACAGGGCAAAUGCAGUGCAAAGUCUAUGAUUCCUUGUUGGCCUUGCCUCAGGACUUGCAGGCUGCUCGGGCACUUGUGAUAAUCGCCAUCAUUGUGUGUGUCUUUGGGAUCAUCCUGGGGAUUGCUGGUGGAAAAUGUACCAGCUUUGUCGAGAGGGAAGACACAAAGGCAAAGGUGGCUAUCGCUAGUGGUAUAAUCUUCAUCAUCGCUGGAGUGUUGGUUCUGGUCCCCGUCUGUUGGUCAGCUAACACCAUCAUCAGGGAUUUCUACAAUCCCUUGCUCACAGAUGCCCAAAGAAGGGAGAUUGGGGCUUCUCUAUAUAUUGGAUGGGGUGCAGCUACACUGCUGAUCCUGGGAGGAGGAAUACUGUGUAGCUCCUGCCCACCUAAGGACGACAACUACAACAUCAAGUACUCUCAGCCACGGUCUGUUGCCAACAGCAAAGCCUACGUCUGAAAAAGAUCAAGCACACAAAGACUUUUUACUUGCAAAGACUUUUUUUUUUUUUUUUGUAAAAACCUCUUUAUUCCCACCUGUGAUUUUUUUUCCAAAGAGAAGUAGUAGAAGGACAGUGUCUAAUUUACUGAGGUUUUGUGCUGUGAUUAUAUAGAUCACUGAAAGAGAAAAUUGUGCAUGUAUAAUGUGAUGAGAGAAAUCAAACUCAGGGAAGCAACAGAGAUCUGUUUUUUGUAAACAAGCCAUUCUCGCAAUUUGUGUGUAUUAUUAUACAAGGAAUAGUUUCAUUAAUCAGAAAUGAUAUCUAAUGGUUAAUAAAAUACAAUGUCUAUGUAUGUUAACCUUUUUACCAAGGGUUUUUUUAUUUUUAUUAUUUUUUAUGUCACAAAUUAGCAUUUUUUUUUUUUUUUUUUUUUGCACAAAGAUGUCUUGAUCAUUAAAUUUGUCUUACUAUUUUGUUAUUAAAAGAAAUGGUUCUCUAAAACAACUUAUUGAUACUGCAUUGACAUCAUUUCAUACUAAUGGUUUGACAAUACUUAAUAUUGUCACGUCCAAUAAAACAUUAUUCAUAAGAUCAUGCUCGCCUCUGACAUGGUGUCUAAACUGUUGAAAAACUCAACAGAGAUGUUGGCAAAGAUCUCCUGUAAAAACAAUAUGACCAAUUUCGCUGCAAAAAAAAUAAAUCAACAUUUUGCUGUAAAAGGAAACAAUAAACAAUUAUCAGGCAUGU